GGCGGACCUCGAACUUCGCAUCAAAAGAUGCGCUAGUUGUCAAGAGCAACGUAACGCGCCAAUCAGCGCACCUCUUCACCCGUGGUCAUGGCCGACUUCACCGUGGCAGCGUGUUCACGUAGACUUUGCAGGACCCUUUCAGAAUACUAUGCUUUUAGUAGUGGUCGACGCACAUUCCAAAUGGCCAGAGGUUUUCGAAAUGCGCUCGACAACUGCAGAAAGCACGAUUCGUUGUUUGACCGAGCUCUUCGCACGUUUUGGUUUUCCUGAAACAAUUGUUUCCGAUAAUGGACCUCAAUUUGUUUCGCAGGAGUUCAAGCACUUCGUGCAGGCAAUGGGGGCACGGCACGUCUUCACGGCUCCCUACCACCCCAGCUCCAAUGGGCUGGCAGAGCGUUUCAUUCAGACCUUAAAGAACGCCCUCCGCAAAGACUGCACAGGAGAGACACUGCAGGUCCUGUCUCUUUCCAAGUGCGUGCAACCACACAGAGGGGCACCUUCACCUGGCGUGGCCACCAGGAUCAGGUGCUGCACAGACCUGCAGAGGACGUUACCCCUACGCAUGGAACAGCUGGCGAAGCUACGACCAGCGAGUUCCUGGUUUUUCCUGAGACUGGCGACGCACCAGUUCCUCCGACUCCAAAACCGUCCAGGGCGACUCUGGUUACGCCACAGGCAACACCAGCACCCGCCGAGGCAAGACGCUACCCCAUGCGAAAUCGUCGCCCACCAGAUAGAUUCCAAGCUGGACUCUGAAUGACUUUGUGUGCGUUAUUAAAAAGAAGGGGAGGUGGUGUUGUGUCGGCUGGCGCUCCAUUGAUAAGAGCACUCUGCGAAGUGCGCAUGCGCCGCUAGGUGUUAAAAGCGGAGUGCCGCUUGCUAUCGGCGCUCUUUCUUGCCGUAGCCACGAACCCACAAGCAUGGGUCAAUAAACGUCGUUCA
Messenger RNA from Rhipicephalus sanguineus (brown dog tick), 942 nucleotides. RefSeq lists its product as uncharacterized. The transcript has 2 exons. Gene Ontology annotation, molecular function: nucleic acid binding. NCBI's taxonomy places the organism in Eukaryota, Metazoa, Arthropoda, Arachnida, Ixodida, Ixodidae. Gene Ontology annotation, biological process: DNA integration. The record is from RefSeq and is a predicted model, not a curated record. Bases 149 to 760 code for a protein of 203 amino acids.